This is a messenger RNA of Paramecium tetraurelia, 402 nucleotides long. RefSeq lists its product as uncharacterized. Lineage: Eukaryota; Ciliophora; Oligohymenophorea; Peniculida; Parameciidae. The transcript has a single exon. The record is from RefSeq and is a predicted model, not a curated record.
AUGCUAAUAAUGGAUUUCAUUUACUAUUUUACUAAGGUUAAGUUUAAUCUCGUUUCAUUAACAAUUAUGGAAUUUCAGGUUCUAUUGAUCUAUUUUUGGCAAAGGCAACUUAAUUUUUAUUAUUCUUUUCCUUAUUUAAGUGUCCAGCUUUACUAGUUAAAAAUAUCCUCCAAAAUUAUUGUUAAUUUUAUCUCUUUACUCCAUAUCUUCACCAUAUACUUUAACUAAUUUGACACUCCAAGUUACCUAAUUAAUGAUUUAGGAAUCAAGUCCUAACUCAUUUACCUCUUUUAAUUAGUCAAUAUAUUCUCUUUGUAUAUUUGUAAAGAUAAAAUGCAUUCCAUCAUAGAAAGUAUAUGCGUCUUUUAUUAAUAGAAAGUUACUCAGGGUAAAGAGCACUGA